Molecule: messenger RNA, 1739 nt
Organism: Ostrea edulis (European flat oyster)
Lineage: Eukaryota; Metazoa; Mollusca; Bivalvia; Ostreida; Ostreidae
Exons: 9
Coding region: 114-1739 (541 amino acids)
Molecular function (GO): serine-type endopeptidase inhibitor activity
Source: RefSeq, a predicted model, not a curated record
CUUAGCGGUUUUACUAGCCACGUUUCGCUAACGUAUAUCCUUACUAGACAUAAAGUUGUUUACAACUAAUUAAAACAUAGACAUAUAAACUAUUAUUUCCCGCCAGAAUAAACAUGAUCCGGAUAUUAAUCAGCAUUCUCUUCACGUCAGUUCUCUCAUCACCACCAUCAACGGAAACCGAGACAGAACUAUCAAGAACACACCACAAACAGAAAAGAUUUAAUUUCCCCGGGGGUUCGUCAUCAAUGAUGGGUGGAGGCGGUCCAUUUCAUGGAGGUGGAUCAAGUAUGGGAUCGAUGGGCGGAUCUUUAUCUCACGGACCAAUGAGUGCCCCCUCCAUGUCCGCGGGAUCGGGUAUACAAGGACCACAUCCACCAGGAGGUGGUAUGGGAAUGGCAAUGGGCGGACCCCAAUCCCCGGGCCACGCCUCUACUUUUAACCCCACUAAGUGUUUACGACAGGUCAGGUGUCCACAGUGGUGUUUGAUGGUUGACUCAUAUGGAUGUCAUUCAUGUCCGUGUGGUCCAGGGGGCGGUAUGAUGGCGGUACCGGGAGGGUCCUUCAUGUCAGGAAUGCCGUCAAUGGGCGGGGCAGCAUUUUCUCACGUCAGUCAAGGAACUAAACCUAAAACUGACUGCAUAGGAGUGGAGCUGUGCACAUCCACCUGCCAAGGACACCACACCUUAGGUCCUGUGGGAGCAGAUGGCUGCCCUUCGUGUCAAUGCAACUCGGUGUCAGUGGGGGCAUCGAGUGGAUUCGGUGGAGGAUCUGGUGCUGCAGGUGGAUCUAGUGGAGGUAGUGGAGGAUUUACACCCUUUAAAUUUACGGGGAGUGGAGGAAGGGGAGGAGGCAUGGUCACCGGAAGGCGUCCUUCUGUCGCUGGGACCACCGGAACAAGCACUCAAACUGCAUACGUCGUGGCCCCUGUUAAAGAGUGCCGAACGGAGGCGAUUUGUAAAGAGACGUGUGGAUCUAACUUCCAGAUUGGCGGGACAGGAAAUGAUGGAUGUGGGACGUGUAUCUGUCUAAAACCUUCCGUGACAUAUAUUCAACAAGUCGUGACCUUGACUUGUCCGAGCCUGACCUGUAAUUACGGAUGCAGUGUUGGUUAUAAGUGCGGGGAGGAUGGGUGUCCUACGUGCGACUGUGCAUUGCCUUCCGGUUACGCUACACACGAGGUGGUUAUCCAGCACAUAGUGGAUUGUGUGACCACAUUCAACUGUCCUACGUCAUGUGAAAUCGGGUAUACCUGUGGUACAGACGGCUGUCCUACAUGUGAAUGUUUAAAAGGAUAUGUGCAGACACAAACUACAAGUAAGUGUUUGUAUUGUGAAUAUAUCGAUUUCCUUACUCCUACACCAGAAAGUGUCACCUAUGUACAAACUGUUCCCAAACAAACAGAAACUGUUUAUGUCACAGGAGGAAACGAAUGUCAUGAUUGUGACGUUAAACCGCAGAUGGUUUCCUACGUUCGACCAAGACCGCAGACGCAAACUGUGUAUGUUACAAACACAAAUGAAUGUCAUGAUUGUGCGCCCGUUAAACCUCAGAUGGUGUCAUACGUAAGACCUCGUCCCAAACCACGCCCCCAAACGCAGACUGUAUACGUCACAGGAAGAGCUCCAUCUCACAGCCCAAAGGGUCGUGACAGGGUUUCUCCCUCUAGAAUGGCUUCCACCAAGAAGAGAUCCUUAUCAGGGCCUGGCAGCAUGCACACCAACAAAAAUAUAAUUGUUUAA